Laetiporus sulphureus 93-53 is the source of this 568-nucleotide messenger RNA. RefSeq lists its product as uncharacterized. The record is from RefSeq and is a predicted model, not a curated record. The annotation marks the transcript as partial. Lineage: Eukaryota; Fungi; Basidiomycota; Agaricomycetes; Polyporales; Laetiporaceae. The transcript has 4 exons.
AUGCCUAUUCUCCCUCUUAGUGCUCCAUCUGCUAAGUCGCCCUUCUUCCUCGAUGCAGCCCGGCAUUCCAUCGCUUCGAUGGCGAACACCGACACCGACGCAUUGUUUCCCCGCUUCCGUCUGUGGUUGCUCAGAGCAGCGGGCUUUCUGUGCAUCAGUCAGUAUCUCGACAUCGAGGCCGUCGUGGAUGAUGAUGGGGAGACUGAGGUGAUGGAGGAAGACGAUCAGCCUUUGUCAGAUUUCAUCGAAGAUGGUAGUGUACACUCGGAAGACGAGUCUUCAUCUGUUCGGGCCAGAAGCCCAUCCGACCACGAAGAAGGGGUUCUUGAGAAGGAAAUCGCACGUUAUUGCGUGAUGCAUUCGAGGGCUCCUCGAGCCUUUCCGACGGACCUCGAUGCAUUGGAGUCUGUUCGGGCCCCUGAGCUGACGGAUCCUGCAUUGUGGAUGGUGAAGACCAGGCCGAACUGUGCUCUUCGAGCAUUCUGUCUCAUCUUUGGCGCAUUGGCCCCCACAGCGGCAUCUAUAACGCAGUCUGCGGGUCCAUCUGAUCCUAUAACGCAGUCUGCGG